GUGCUCACUCGCCCAAGCGCUGAUGACACGCUAGCUCGCUCGCUGUCACGAAAGCUCAUGGAAAGGCUUUUUGAUCGGAGACCAUCACCACAUCGACACACACGUGGGCAAUUUGCCUCUUGCUUCCCUUCCACAUUUCCCCUUUCCCGCUUGCAAAGGGUGUUCACUGCUUCUGCCCUGCCAUAUCCUGCUCACAGCAUCCGCAGCGUCGUCUCUCUGAUUUUUGAGGCUCCAAAACAGCUGGACUGUAGUCAGCCAUCGCCACAUCAUGGGCAUGUUCAAAGGAAAAGCCGACGGGCUGGGAUCGAGCAGUCAGCCAGGUGACACUUCUCGGCGCACCAUGUAUGCGCGCGAUGCUUCCACAGCUCCUCCCGCACACCAAUAUCAAAGCAGAGCGCCACAAGCGAUGCCACUCGGAAACGCCUCAUUCAGCGUCGCUGGCUCAUUGAGCAGCUUCCCUACAGCGAGCAAAAGUGCCGGUCUGCCAGCAAAGAAAGGCGCGCGGAGAAUGUUUGCUGACAGCGAGUCUGAAGCUUCACGGACGCCAGGCUCUGUUGCAACCAGCUUCUCGAUGGAUAGUGGGUCAGAUGCGCCAGAGGAGCAAGAGAUACCUUACAUCGAUCCUGCACAGCGGGCAGAAGAGGAGAGGAUCUGGCACCAGAAGCAAUAUCAGUACGAGGAGGCGAAGAGAAAGGCUGCAGAGAAAGCACAAAAGGCCCAAAAGACUCAAUCUAGUCGCAAGACCUUCAUGUCACGCAACAACUCGAAAUCCGACUUGGACGCGUUGCGCUCGCUCAACUCCACACCCCAAGUCCCUGCUCCCCCGCGUCCGUCCCUACAAACGAUGAAUUCGAGCUCGAACCUAUCUACGCUCAGCAGCGGUACUCACAGACCAAGUCUGUCGCAAGAGAGGGCGCCGAGCGAAAGUCGAGUCGCGCAAUGGGCACGCGGGACGUACGGUGAGCGUCAGCCACCAAGCCGCCAGCAGACUCUCACGCAAAGCCAACAAGGGUAUGGGGACGCACCUGGUGCGGGCAACGCAACUCAUUGGCAAGGAGCAACGGGUCAGGAGUACGCUCGACAGGUGCGCGAGAGGUGGGAUGACUACGAGUCUCGUCAUCCACAGGUGGUGCAUCAGCAACCCGCACAAGCGACCACUACUUCAAGUCGCUACAUGACCCCUGGGCCAGGGUCUGACUCGCACCAUCCUGGAGCUGACAGGUAUCGCAACUACGCUCAGUUCCCGCGCGACCUGUCAUCCCAAGCUCCGUUUGGCGAUGUGAGCAGAGACGUGCCGGAAUCUGCUUCUUGGCAUGGCCACGGAGUUGCGCCCGGCCCGCCACGCUCUGGUCAGAUUCACGGAGGCUAUUCUGAAGAUCUGACUUCUCCAGCGCAGCUGCAACGCUACCCCUCGCAUCACACGGUGGAAGCGUUGCCUGCACGCAGCGCUUCCGCUUCCCUAGAAGAUGCGCACCGUUUGGCGAGUGCUUCUCAGCAUCAUGGGGGGGGUCAUUCGCAGCAUCCGCCAGCGCUUCGCUCUGCAUCGUUUGAUGCGACCGAUGCUGCCAGCAUGGUGCCAAAUCCCCACAUUAGGUCAGCGUCUGCGACACAGCUUCAGCAUCCUGCCUCACUGCUGGCCAAUCGCCCGCAAGCUCAGGGAUCAGGCUCGGGCGCGCAGGUCUCCCGCAUCAACACCAACGUGUACGAUCACUCGCACGCACGCAUGGCCGUUCCGGCUUCCCAGGCAUCCGCUGCGCUCGUUGCCAGUCCGAAUGGUAGUCUCAGUCCGAGCGCAGGCUCCAAUUCCUCUGCACGCAAUGCAGCGCUCCGCGCAGUGUACGGCUCAAGUCCUUCUCAAAGCCCGAUCCCAGAGAGACCGAGCAGUGCAGCAAGUCACUGGUCGAAUGGUUUGCCAUCGGCUCUCCAAGCCGGUCGCGAGUCUCCUUCGUGGCAUUCCCGUCCGCGUCCGGCAAUGGGAAGGGGUCUCGACGAAUUUGGCAAUCUGCGUCCCCCUCAACAGCAAGUGAGGUCAGAGACGCCAAGUAAAGAACCCCUGCGCUCCGUCAUGGACUCGCCCACGAGCGCUCGGGCUAGAUCGCCCUCGAUUGCCUCUCGCGCCGGCACACCAAUGCAACAGCAGUCUCUACGCCACCAGUCCUCCAUCAGCAGCCUCGACUCGAUCGGCGAGAUGAAGCCUCGUCGUGCGCCUGCACCUCCAAUUCAGCAGACGCCAGCCGCAGCGCCUGCAGUGACGAAAGCGCCUGUUGCUCCUCGAGCUGAGAAUGUGGCUGGCGGCGAGAGCAAGCCGAGCGGUGCAGCGGCGGUCGCGCCUCCCGCUGCGCUGCCUGCGACUUCCGACGCAAACGUGGGCGAGAUUAAUCGAUCAGCCUCACGGCUCACUCGAAUUGCUGGACCAGAUCGCACACUCGAGUCUCGACGAGGGACUCGUGGCGCCACAAAAGACGGAUCGAGCUUUACCGCUUCGACAAGCGGUCUGCCCCUGCCUCUCUUGGCUGGAAUCUCCGAUGCUCAAAGAAAGCAGGAAGAAGAGGAGAGCACGAAGAAGAAUCGCGUAUCUGACUCGAGCAGCAAAAGCGGCGCAUCGACGAACUCGAACGUUCGCUCGAGCCAGCCGACCAAUCCUUUACUGGGUGUUCUUUCUGGGCCUGCAUCAACAUCCACGGAAGAGAAGCAUGACAGCGUGCCAGGCAGCACAGGCACAUCGAUCGCCGGCACAAAGAAGUUUUCGCCCAUCGAAAAGCCAAUAGGAGGCUUCGCUCAUGGGCUCGCCUCCAGCGUAGACCACCGAUCCGGCAAAGUGAAGGCCGUGCCGGAGCACAGCAAAGCGUCUCACAGCCGUAGACCAUCUGAAGGGGGUGAGCGAGCACCUGCUGUUCUUCGAGACGGUGUCUUUGGGUCUAGUCAAUCUGUCCCUCCCCAAGCGGACCAGGGCCGCGUGCGUCAGCCGACGACAAGUUUCGGCAGCAUUAGCAGCUUGAAUCCUGUCGAGAGUGCGCCGCCGCCAUACGUUCCAGUACCCGAGAGUACUCGUGCGGCUCUACAAAACGAGAAGAGUGGGUCGGAUGGUCGCCAGGCGCAGGCAGUCUUCGCCAGUGCGGACACGACUGCUAGCAGCAGCACUGGGACAGGCCAAUCUGGCAAAGGUAGGGCAUCCAUCUCUUCGCUUGCAGCUCCAGCAAGACCACCCCGUCGACAGGCUAGCUCUUCCACAAUCGACUCCGACGCAAAUCUAAAGGCUUCAAGAGAUGCGUCAACUUUUGCGAAGGCUGUACCCCAAGCACCCAUCCUCGACGAGCCGGGCAAGACAAGCUCUUCUACCAUCUCGACAGUAAAGCCAGAGCGCAAAGCACCUCCCACAUCGAUCAAGACCGGCGUCAAGCCGUGGCAAUCAGGACCAAAGUCUGCCAGUGGAUCAAGCGCGAUGCCAGCGGCACCACGAUCCGCAGUGGUGCCGCCUAAAAGCGCUCGAGCACCACCAGCCGCUUUUCCCAAAACCGCCAAGCCUGCCCUAGCGAGCGAAAGCUCAGAGGGCGCAGCGUAUGUCCGCGCUGAGCGCCAUCCGAAACCGUCGUUUCCUCCUGUGAAGACGCCGACCACCCGAAGACCGAGCUCCAGCGCAUCUAGGACCUCGAUCGCGGGUCCAUUGCUUGCAGGCGCCGUGUCGGGUUUGAAGACGCCCCGCAACGUCCCUGAAACCGAGUCGAGGGGAGAUGGAGGGAUCGAUAGUCGAAUGACAGGUGAAACUUUGGAUGCUGAUAGUGCCUCCGCCGUCGAUUCUGGGCCGGAAGAGGAGGAUGAUGCACCUAUCUUGCCCGAAAUCCCACGAGUGUCCGCCGCGCCGCCACGCCUGGAUUUCAACCUCGAAACGUCGCUGGACACGGAGCUCAACUCUGCCUGGGCUUUGCUGAGCGAAGCAGCCGCGACAGAAGAGGCUGGCGUCGGAAGGGAUGAGCCAGAUGAGCAGCAGCCGCCUUUGGCGCCCGAGCCAGUAGUCUCAGCCUCACCUGCAGCGAUCACCCGAGCUUUCAGUCGAUCGCGCCCGCCGACCGCUUCCUCGAUUCCGUCCUCCACCGGCAGAUUUGUGCCUACACAUCGCCCAAGCCCUUCUCUCGACGCCAGCGCCCGAUCCAAAGCUGGCGCGCUUCACGUAGACACCACCCCGCUCGCCGCCUUCAAGCUGGGAGUGGCUACUCAGGGUCGACCGCAAGAAGUUCGAAGAGUGCUCAAGAGCGGUCAAGCGCAUGCUGAAAGCUCGUCGGCAUACCUGAGCGCUCUGAACUCCGCUACUCCGCCCAGCACGGCGUCGCCUGCUCGGUUCGAGAGUGCACUCUCGAGUGACGCGGCAGAGGAGUCCGAAGCUGAGACGACGGCUGCUCAGUCUUCUUUGGCGGACGCUCGUGGUGGCAAGGUACACGCAGAGGCUGAUGUCUCCAACACCCCAACAUCGGCUUUGACAAACAGUCGCAGCCCACUUUCUGCUCUCUCGAGCAGCACACCAGGCUCGUCGGGAUCCGAGCUGGAAUCGCUCACUCCCUUCUUCGCAAAGUUCAACCGAGCGCACAUGGCGCGCUCGGAAUCCAUGUCCAAUGUGGAAAAGGUCUUGCCUAGGAUUCCGCCGGCUGGGGAGAUGAGCCCCCUCUUCGCCAGUCUGCUUAGUCCCACGGAAGCGUCUGCCGCGCUCGCCCGUGGAUCGGGCCGCAGGAGCACGUCCAUCAGCUCUCCAAACGAGGCGGUCAAGGGUGCUCUUCCCGCCGUCGCUCGACACAACCUUGUCCACCUUCCUGUCAGAAAAAUGAGCUUGCGCAGCUAAAUCAAACGCGCUUUGCAUCACCAUCUUUACACACUCUUUACGGUUCCCACUCAACCCUCCAACUUUUCUGUGCUCGCGCGAAAUUCUCUUCCUUUGUAUACCCUUUAAUCUAUCGUGGCCUCACCUGCGCUAUGCCGUACUUCCGCGACAACACCCUUCCUCGAUGAUCUUGGUCAAGGCGACACUACUGUGACUUUGCCUGGCCUGUAUUGCGUCAGUCCCCCAAACAUUGAGAUGCAACGAGAAUGCUUGCAUUUCGAAUGCUACAAUAUCCUGAC
Molecule: messenger RNA, 5109 nt
Organism: Ceraceosorus guamensis
Lineage: Eukaryota; Fungi; Basidiomycota; Exobasidiomycetes; Ceraceosorales; Ceraceosoraceae
Exons: 2
Coding region: 269-4831 (1520 amino acids)
Source: RefSeq, a predicted model, not a curated record